AUCAGCAGUAAAAGGGUCAAGAAUGAGGAAUUCCCCUUUUGUAAUCCCACACAGGGUUGGAGCUGUAGCGGUACUGAUCUUCAUACUUGGAGCUAUUUCUUCGGUCUUAAUAAACAAAUCAUCAUUUGGUAUUUUCGUAUUUUUCCAAACUAAACCCUUAAAUAUGGGACGUGUCGACUCUUCGUCAUUAUCUUCGCCUGAUAAGAUCAUAACCACUAACAUAAAGCUGACAUGGGAUGUCGACUUCACAGAGAAGAGCAUCAAGGGCAGUGCUAUUCUGGACGUUAAGACCCUGGAGGAUUCGGUUACACAUUUGGUUCUCGACACACGUUCCUUAACAAUCCAUUCAGUCACAGAUUUCAAGACUGGCCAGAAGUUAGACUUCAAUCUUAAGGAAGAGGUUAAACCGUAUGGAUGGCCACUGGAGAUAAAAUUACCUACAAGUGCUCAACAAAAAGGUAGCACUGCAAAAAUUUCCGUUGAAUAUGCAACGUCACCAAAUGCUUCAGCUUUGGCAUGGAUGGAACCUGAGCAGACAUCUGGCAGGAAGCACCCAUAUCUUUACAGCCAGUGUCAGGCUAUACAUGCAAGAAGCAUUGUUCCAUGUCAGGAUACCCCGGCAAUCAAAAUCACGUACCAGGCUGAUGUAACGGUUCCGCAUAAGUUGACUGCUUUGAUGAGUGCCACUCGACUGGAGAAUCAACUUUCAUCUAGAGAUGGUGCCAAGAGAAUCUUCAAAUUCCACCAGACUGUGCCCAUUCCCAGCUACCUAUUCGCUAUUGUCGUGGGGGCGCUAGAAAGCAGGAAGAUUGGCCCUCGUACAUCUAUAUGGUCCGAAGCUGAUAUUGUAGAUAUUGCUGCAGCUGAAUUUGAAGAUACAGAGAAGAUGUUGGUUGCUGCUGAGUCAAUAGCAGGUCCAUACAACUGGGAUCAAUACGACCUUCUGGUGCUUCCACCAUCGUUCCCAUUUGGAGGAAUGGAGAACCCGUGUCUCACAUUCGUCACACCCACGCUUCUGGCUGGUGACAAGUCACUUGCCAAUGUGAUUGCCCACGAGAUAGCGCAUAGCUGGACGGGAAACCUGGUUACAAACCUCAAUUGGAAUCACUUUUGGUUGAAUGAGGGCCACACUGUGUUUUUGGAGCGCAAAAUAAUUGCUAAGCUCAAUGACGAGCAGACCAGGCACUUCCAUGCCAUUGGUGGCUGGAAGGACCUUAUCAACAGUGUGAAAGAAUAUGGUGAAGAACAUGAAUUUACAAAGCUAAUUCCCUUUCUUGAGGGCAGUGAUCCUGAUGAUUCUUUUUCCAGUGUUCCGUAUGAGAAAGGGCACACGUUCUUGUUUUACCUCGAGACUCUUGUUGGCGGGCCAGAGGCUAUGGAUGGAUUCUUGAAGCAUUACAUAGCAACUUUUGCCCUCAAGAGCAUCGACACAGAUCAGUGGAAAGAGUGCUUUCUGGACUAUUUCCAAAAAAAGGUGCCCAGCGAUGCAUUCGAUGGUGUUGAUUGGGAUACUUGGUUCUUCAAACCUGGUAUGCCACCAGUUAAACCUGACUACGACACAACUUUGGCAGAUGCUUGCACUGAAUUGUGUGAACUUUGGGACCAGGCUUCUGAGGACGAUCUCGGUGGCUUCAGCAAGACAGACAUUGAGGACUUCUCAGCACUACAGAUAAAGGAAUUCCUAGGACAACUUCUGCAGAAGGAUCCCCUGCCAAUUUCUCACAUACUAGCUAUGGAUAAUGCUUAUCAGCUAAGUGCCUCUCACAACUCAGAGAUUAAAUUCAAGUGGUUGGAACUGCAAAUCAAGUCUGAACAUGAACCUGUAAUACAGCCUGCUCUAGACUUUGUCAACAUCCAAGGACGAAUGAAAUUUGUGCGUCCAAUUUACAGGGAAUUGUAUGCAUAUGACAAGGCAAGUGACAAAGCGGUUGCCAAUUUCAAAGAGCAGGAAAAGUAUAUGCAUCCGAUCACACGUUCCAUGGUUGCCAAGGACUUGAACUUGGAGUGAUGUCAUGGAGAACCGACCGAUUUUUUUAUAUUUUUGUAUUACACCUCUCAAAGAGGACUUGAAAAUAUAUAAUUUUUUCUUAGUUUGUAAAUAGGAGUUGCUCCUAAACAAUUUUGUCUUAGUUUUUAAACACUAUAAAGCCAACAAUAUUUUUUUUAUUUUUUGUAUUGUGACUCGAAAAUACUGUUUUCAUAGUUUGUAAACAGGAGUUUCUCCUAUAAAGCUAACGAUAUUGUAUUGCACCUCAUAGAGGACUCAAAGCAUAUUUUUUUCUUAGUUUGUAUUUAAUACAAAAUACAUGAAGCCUUUGCAUACUACAAAAACGCUGCAUUUUUUCUACCAAUUGCAGACUGCUCGCAGAUAUAGCAUACCCCUUCAUACCAGAACAUUCUUCAACUCUCAACAAAAAUCUCCAUCAUGAUUAAUUGCAUGACAGUACAUUGACCAAUUGAUAUAUUUUCCUUAAGAGGGAUUGAUUUGAACAGUAUGGUGUGCGGCUUUAGAUGAAAAUCUCUUAUAGGUUUUUAAGAAAGAUAUUAAUUAGUGCCUGAUGAUCAAUAAAAUCACUAUCAUUUUAAA
Messenger RNA from Anneissia japonica, 2587 nucleotides. RefSeq names its product leukotriene A-4 hydrolase-like. Gene Ontology annotation, biological process: leukotriene biosynthetic process; peptide catabolic process; proteolysis. Gene Ontology annotation, molecular function: zinc ion binding; epoxide hydrolase activity; leukotriene-A4 hydrolase activity. Lineage: Eukaryota; Metazoa; Echinodermata; Crinoidea; Comatulida; Comatulidae. The transcript is spliced from 16 exons. Gene Ontology annotation, cellular component: nucleus; cytosol. The record is from RefSeq and is a predicted model, not a curated record. The coding region runs from base 23 to 2008 and encodes 661 amino acids.